AUGAAGUUAGAUGUUCUCCAAAACAUUCUAAAAGAGAAAAUUGCAUCUAAGAUUAUUUUGUUAGUCCUCGACGAUGUAUGGAAUGAAGACAAGGAGGAGUGGAGAAAGUUGUGUGCGCCAUUCAUGUAUGCUGCUCCAGGAAGCAAUGUCAUAUGGAAGCCGAUUGUUCUUGGCGAUUUAGAUGAAAUAUCUUUUUGGGAGCUGUUCAAGCAAUGUGCAUUUGGUCCUUCCAAACCUGAGGAGCACCCAGAACUUGUGGAAAUCGGGAGAAGUAUAGCUUCGAAGUUGAAGGGCUUGCCACUAGCAGCAAAAACAGUGGGAAACUUGUUAGGAUCCAACAUGAACCCACACUACUGGAGAAGUAUAAUGAAGAGCGAGGUAUGGAUAUUGCAACAGAAUAAUAAGAAUGAUAUUAUUCCAGUCCUACAACUGAGCUAUCAAUAUCUUAGUGCACCUCUCAAGCGGUGUUUUGCCUUCUGUUCUCUCUUUCAAAAGAAUUACAUGUUUUCUGAAAUUGAAUUAACAAGAAUGUGGAUCGCUGAAGGGUUCGUUGUAGCUCAAGGAAAUCAGAGGAUGGAAGAUGUAGCAAGUAAGUACUUGCAUGAGUUGGUCAACAUGUCUUUAUUUCAAACAUCGCGGGGGGAUUAUUACGUGAUGCAUGACCUCAUACAUGAUCUAACACAGUCGGUUUCUGUGGACGAAACAAGUAGGAUGGAUAAUGGCAAGUCCAAUAAGAUAUCAACCACCCUCCGUCAUCUAGCAGUUGAAACAGAAUUCGUAGAGACAAAAGAAUUGAGAUGCAUUCGUGUAUUGGUUUUGUCUCAUUGUGGCUUGCAGAUGCUGGCUACGAGUGUUGGUGGAUUGGUACAUCUCCGGUACCUGGACAUUUCUUACAAUGAAUUGGAAGAAUUGCCUGAAUCACUAUGUGAACUCUACAAUUUGCAAACACUGAUAGUAAAAGGCAACUUCCUAAUCUCUCUUCCAGAAGAUAUAAUUCAGCUGGUUAACUUGAGGCAUCUGGAUGUUGAAAAUGAAAUAGUUGUAAAGAUAAAAAUGAUAGGGAGGCUAAUCUCUCUGGAAGAAUUGUUUGAAUUCCGAGUGCGAAAGGAAGUUGGAUUCAUGAUCACAGAGCUAAGUGGUUUGCAGCAGCUUCAUGGAAAACUCAAAAUUACUAAUUCGGAGAUUGUUGAAAGUAAAGAAGAGGCUGAAAUGGCUCAAAUGAAGAACAAAGAGUACCUUGAUGCUCUAGAGUUGGGAUGGGGAUUUUAUACCAAGUUGGAGAAUAAGUUAGUUGCCACGGAGGAGGUACUUGAAGGACUCCAACCACAUGAGUCACUAAAAGGAUUAAAGAUCAGGAGGUAUUGUGGUGCCAGAUCACCAAGCUGGAUGAAAAAGGAGGAAUUAUCCAACUUGGAAAGACUUGAGUUGAGUUUCUGUGAGAGUUGGAAAGAUAUUUCCUGCACUGCAUUGCUGCCGCACCUCAUGGUCUUCCACAUAGAGAGCACGUGGUUCUCGAAAUCAUGUUUUGAGGUAUGUGGUUCUAGUGAGAGCAAAUUAUUUCCUAUGCUAGAAGAGCUAUAGUUGA
Molecule: messenger RNA, 1585 nt
Organism: Zingiber officinale
Lineage: Eukaryota; Viridiplantae; Streptophyta; Magnoliopsida; Zingiberales; Zingiberaceae
Product: putative disease resistance protein RGA3
Exons: 3
Coding region: 1-1581 (526 amino acids)
Biological process (GO): defense response to other organism
Molecular function (GO): ADP binding; protein binding
Source: RefSeq, a predicted model, not a curated record